GAAACAAUAGUAGGUAGUGAAAUUUAAAGUUUUUUUUUGUGUUACCGCUUACCGGCAUCUUGACAUUUUGAUUGUCACUGGCCAGUUUGACGUAAAGAAGGGACGAAUGUAAACAAAAACAAAGUAGGGCAAAACAGCUGCAUAUCGGAAUUUAAAAACUUACGAAAAAUUUAGAAUGGCUCCCAUGACGUUUGUCCGUAUAUUUAGCUUGUCGAACAUAAAACCCUUGUACUCUAUAAGUAAGGUUCUGUUGUGUUCAAAUUACAGCACUUCAAGCAAAAAGGGGAAAAUUUACAGCGAUGUCAACGAAGCCGUAAAAGACAUUAAAGACGGGUCUAAACUUCUAGUCGGUGGUUUCGGGUUGUGCGGCAUACCGGAAAAUCUUAUUCAGGCCUUAAAUAAACAAAAAGUAACUGGUUUAACUGUUGUUUCCAACAAUGCAGGAGUGGAGAACUUUGGCCUGGGUGUAUUGCUCAAGAGCAAACAAGUCAAAAGGAUGAUUGCAUCUUAUGUUGGAGAGAAUGCUGAAUUUGAAAGGCAGUUCCUGACUGGAGAGUUGGAAGUUGAGCUGACUCCACAAGGCACCUUAGCAGAGAGGAUCAGAGCAGGAGGGGCAGGUAUUCCCGCUUUCUUUACCCCCACUGGCUAUGGUACUCUUAUUCAAGAGGGUGGUUCUCCUAUUAAAUACACCAAGGAUGGCAAGAUCGACAUCCCAAGCGCUUCCCGCGUCGUCCAACAAUUCAACGGCCACAAUUACAUAAUGGAGGAAGCCAUUGUAGGAGACUUCGCCCUCGUCAAAGCUUGGAAAGCAGACAAACAUGGCAACUUGAUCUUUAGGAAGAGCGCACGCAACUUCAACCCGGCUAUGUGCAGAGCGGCGAGGAUCACCAUAGCUGAAGUUGAGGAAAUUGUUGAUGAACUUGACCCAGAUUUUGUACAUGUGCCGUCGAUAUUUGUGCACAGGGUUAUCAAGGGUGAAAAGUAUGAGAAGCGUAUUGAGAGGAGGAUCGUUCAGAAGACGGGAGAGCAGAAAGAAAAGAAACCGGCAGAUCUGAUGCGGGAGAGGAUCAUUAGAAGGGCCGCUUUGGAGUUUAAGGAUGGCAUGCAUGCUAACCUUGGAAUAGGUAUGCCGAUGCUGGCCAGUAACUUCAUUCCCAAAAAUGUGAAAGUGCUGCUGCAAUCCGAAAAUGGUAUACUUGGCCUAGGACCUGUUCCAACCGAGGACCAAGUGGAUGCAGACCUCAUCAAUGCUGGAAAGGAAACUGUCACCAUACUACCAGGUGCAUCGUUCUUCUCGUCCGACGACAGUUUCGCAAUGAUUCGCGGCGGCCACAUCGACCUCACCGUGUUGGGAGCCAUGCAAGUCUCGCGAUAUGGCGACUUGGCCAAUUGGAUGAUUCCUGGUAAAAUGGUAAAAGGAAUGGGCGGCGCCAUGGACCUGGUGUCGGCGCCGCGCACCAAGGUGGUGAUCACCAUGGAGCACGCCACCCGGGCCGGCGGACACCGCAUCCUGCCCGAGUGCGGACUGCCGCUCACCGGCAAGAACUGCGUUGAUAUGAUCAUCACUGAAAAGGCGGUUUUCAAUGUGGACAAGGAGAGAGGCCUGACACUAACAGAGCUGGCCGAAGGAGUGACGGUGGAAGACGUGAUUGUGGCCACAGGGUGCGAGUUCGAAGUCUCCAAGGACCUGAAGAAGAUGGGAGAUGUCUUGGAAACAGACUAAGUGACCCUACACACGAGCGCUUUGCCAACGCUCGUUAAAAAAGCGCUUGAAUCUGCCCGCAUGCUAAAUUCGAUUUAAAGACCGUGGCUUAAAGUUGGAAAUCCAACAACGCUUGAUAAAAAGCGCUACCGCCAUCGUGUGAAUAAAUACACAUGUUUCCAUUUGUGUCAUUCAAACGCUUUUUUAACGCGCGUUGAAAAAGCGCUCUUGAGGCCUUUGAUUUAAGAUAAGGUUUUUAUUUAAAUGGCCAGCAUGUUAAAAUUUACAUUAAUAAUGCAUGGUUUACACUACACACAGGAUUUACCUGUCACUUGUGCGAGAAAAUAGUUGGUCGCUAGUCUUUUUCUCGCCGCCGCGUACUUCUAAGCUAAGUACCUAAGUUUAAACUUAUUCUUAUGAAAUCAUACUCAAAAUCUGAGUGCCAAUGUUGAAUUUAAGUACCUUAACCUGUAAACAACUCACCAAGUAAGCAAAUGUAUAUUUUUGUUACAAUUUACAUUAUAUGUACCUACUUUAUACAUAAUAUAACUAAAAUAAUAAAUAAUAUUUUAAGUUUACACUGCCAAUUUGUUAAAUAAAAAAGUUAAGUUUGUGAUCAAUUUUAUUCUAAGCUCGAAUAUCAAAAUGCUUGGAAAUUAUAAUGUUACUUUAUUAUGA
Molecule: messenger RNA, 2380 nt
Organism: Cydia strobilella
Lineage: Eukaryota; Metazoa; Arthropoda; Insecta; Lepidoptera; Tortricidae
Gene: SCOT
Product: succinyl-CoA:3-ketoacid coenzyme A transferase 1, mitochondrial
Exons: 10
Coding region: 176-1723 (515 amino acids)
Biological process (GO): ketone body catabolic process
Cellular component (GO): mitochondrion
Molecular function (GO): succinyl-CoA:3-oxo-acid CoA-transferase activity
Source: RefSeq, a predicted model, not a curated record